Molecule: messenger RNA, 1009 nt
Organism: Candoia aspera
Lineage: Eukaryota; Metazoa; Chordata; Lepidosauria; Squamata; Candoiidae
Product: DGAT1/2-independent enzyme synthesizing storage lipids-like
Exons: 6
Coding region: 1-969 (322 amino acids)
Molecular function (GO): acyltransferase activity
Source: RefSeq, a predicted model, not a curated record
AUGUUGGAUCCUUCUGAGAAUGAAUAUGUGACAUGGUUUCCUUGCGUGCUAAAAGACUGGAUUGGUUCUGGUUAUAUGGAACAGUCUGUGAGCUCUGUACUUCAGCCUCUGCUUUUAUUAUUAGUAUUUCUACUGCUUAUAUAUUGUUUAGCUUUAGGCAUUUUAAUUUGCUAUGCUUGCACAUUUUAUUUAUAUAUUUGGAAGAAACAGUAUAACAUACAUGGAGAUAUUUGUAAUGAAUUGUGGAGCAAACCAAGGCGAAUAAUGGCAAAUAUUUUGGAUUUAUAUGGGAAAAUAUGGCAUGGUUAUGAGAUCAUUGGCAUGGAGCACCUACCAGAAGGACCAGGGUUGAUUGUUUUUUACCAUGGAGCAAUGGUUUUUGACUUUGCCUUCUUUGUAGCUAAAUUCUAUGCAAACACUGGGAGACUAGUCCAUUCUGUGAUUCAUUGUUUCUUUCAUUUAAUACCAGGUAUAAAACUGUUUUUUAAGGUAACAGGUUGCAUAGAAGGCAACCAAGCAAACUGUGUUGAGCUUCUGAAGAAAGGCCACUUAGUAGGAAUAGCACCUGGUGGAUUGAGAGAACAAAAUUUUAGUGAUGAAAACUACAAUCUGGAGUGGGGUACCCGUACAGGAUUUGCUCAAGUGGCUUUAAAAAGCAAAGUGCCAAUCAUCCCUUUGUUUACGCAAAAUCUCCGCGAAGCGUACAGGACAGUUGGAAAGACACGGCUAUCAAGAUGGCUGUAUGAACAUUUUAAAUUGCUUGUCCUUCCAAUCUAUGGUGGGUUUCCAGUCAAACUCCGCACCUAUAUUGGAGAACCCAUCCCAUAUGACCCAAACGUAACUGCUAAGGAGCUGGCUGAAAAAACAAAGAUUGCAAUGGAAAAUCUUCGAGACAGAUACCAGAAACGACCUGGAAAUAUAUUAAGAGCUUUAUUGGAGCGAUUUGAUAAAAAUGAGAAAGAUGCCUAGGCUUUACAUAUUUUGUUAUAGAUGAAUGACUUUUCCUGUC